Molecule: messenger RNA, 1000 nt
Organism: Anopheles coustani
Lineage: Eukaryota; Metazoa; Arthropoda; Insecta; Diptera; Culicidae
Product: histidine-rich glycoprotein-like
Exons: 1
Coding region: 199-909 (236 amino acids)
Source: RefSeq, a predicted model, not a curated record
AAACUGGUUACUGCAGUUGUACAGUGAUGUCUGUCUUGUAGUCAGCAUACAUAGUUCGAUAUCGAAAAUAGUUUCCUGUAAAGAUAAAGUUCAAUAGAAGUGGGUAGGGAAGUUUAAACCAGCGUGUUCCGCAGAUAGCUUGUUUUGCUGCGUGUUUCUAAUAUCGCUUCAACCAAAUUAACAAACUUAUCAACAAAGAUGAAAAAACUAAACCUUUUGGGACUGAUUGUGCUAGUGGUACUUGUGGCGGUUGCAAAUGGUGAUGGAAAGAAGAAGGAAAGUGCUUUCGAGGAAAGUGGUGGCAGCGAACAUGGUUUAGAGCAUCACUCGAAAAAAGGUGAUAAAGGCGAUAAGGGAUACGAGAAAAAGCAUGGGUUGGAAAAAGCGGAAAAGGGUAGCCAAGGAAAGGAACAACACGAAUCACACUACGGCGAAGAAGGGGGACACAAGAAGGAGAGCCAUGACGAGGGCGAUCAUUACAAAAAGCAUCACGAAGAGAAAAAAGGAUCGAAGCAUGGAAAAAAAGGUCACAAAAAGGGACACAAAAAAGGAUCAAAGACGACUGGCUACCAUCAUAAGUCACACAAAGAUGACUACCACAAGGAGCACAAAUUCUACGACGAUCAUCAUAAGGAAGGCCAUCACAAGAAGUUUGGCGAUUUCUUUGAAUUCCACAAGAAGAACGGUGGCGAUCACAAGAAAGGAGGCCAUCAUGAGUCGGCUCACAAGGAGGACAAAUAUGCCAAGAAGGGUCAUACCGACAAAGGUCACUUCGAUGAUGAGCACAAAGGCUGGAAGCAUAAGCAUGGCCACGAGUCACACUUUUCCCAUAAGGACGAUUUUGGCAAAAAGGGUGGCAAAUCUGGUGGCAGUGAACACGGCUUUAAGAAAGGUGAUCAUGGUCAUUAGUAAAAAAAACCCGCUCGGAAGUUUGCGGUAGAAUACAGAUUGCGAUACUGAAAACGUUUUGUGAAAUAAAUAAAAUUGUUAUGAAAUAGUA